This is a messenger RNA of Monoraphidium neglectum, 960 nucleotides long. RefSeq lists its product as hypothetical. NCBI's taxonomy places the organism in Eukaryota, Viridiplantae, Chlorophyta, Chlorophyceae, Sphaeropleales, Selenastraceae. The record is from RefSeq and is a predicted model, not a curated record. The transcript has 2 exons. The coding region runs from base 1 to 960 and encodes 319 amino acids.
AUGCUGCCGACGUUUGACGCGCUGCCCCUGCUGCGGCCGGAGCUGGCAGGGCCGAUAGAGGAGGUGGACAUGGAGGAGGAGGGGGGCGCGGGCGGAAGCGCUGAUGCUGACGCUGCUGCUGGCGCUGGCGCUGCUGGCACGGGGCGCGGCGGCGGGGCAGCAGGGGGCGGCACCGAGGGGGAGGAGGGGUGGCGGCGGGAGCAGGGGGCCGUUGCGACGUCGGGCGGCGGCGCGCGGUGGGAGGACGGGGCGCGGUUGGAAGAGGAAGCGGACGCGCGCGGCCAAGCGGCGCAGGUCAGCAGGUGGGGCAGCCUGGGUGGCGACGGCGGCGGCGGCGGCGACGGCAGCACUGCGAGCCCCCGCGGCGGGAAGCGGGCGCGGGUGGGCGGCGCGGGCAGCGGUGGCGGGGACGGCCAGGGGGUCGACGCUGCUGAGAAGCAGCGGGAUGCGGCGCUGCUGGCCAGCAUCGGGGCCGCCCUGAGGCAGCUGGACGACGGGGACGACGGCGGCGGCCGGCCUGAUGCUGGCGGCGGGACCGGCGGCCCGCGCCUGCUGCGCUCGGGCGGCACUGGGCGGCGCGGGGGCCUCAAGUCGUCGGGGGGCGGCGGCGCUGGCGGCAGCAGCGUCCCAAAGCGCGUGAGAUGGCCUGACCAGGAGGAGGCAGCGGCGGCAGAGGAGGAUGAGGGCUUCAGGAUGUGGGGCGGCGCAGCACGACAGCUGGAGGAGGUGUUCCUGGUGGAGGGGCUGGGGCCAGCGCCCAUGGCCCUGGACGACCGCGGCGGCGGCGCCAACGCCGGCACGGCCGGCGCGGGCCCAGGGGCGGGACCACGGCCAGGCCGGCCCGCGAGGCGGUCGUUUGCCGAGGCUGCGCGCGCGGAGCAUGCUACUGAGCACGACGCGUUCAGGUCGCUGCUGCUGGGGGGCUUGGGCAAGCCACGGGCGCCGCCGCCAGGGCGGUAG